ACUCUGUUGUUUCUUUCAUUUAGUUUUUUCCAUUCAUAAUUCUUCAUUUGUCCGUAACUCAAUAACGUGCAACGUCGGUGCUUAAAAAGAAGUUAUCGUCAAGUUUGUUGUAUUUCAAUGCACAGGCACGCGAAGAGUUACGUGAUUGAUUUGGUGAGAAACCAAUCGCAGCUUUAGUAAACUCGACCCUGUCCAGUCAUGUGCACUUAAGGCGGGAUUUAAUCUUUCAUCGUUGGGAUGGGGGCGAAAAAGCGAUUUGACAGCUCGUCAGGCAGCUAACCAGCAGCCACCGGGGAGAGACAGCUUCCUGCAUAUAGUUUUGUUAUUUGGUUUGGCCUCCUUUUCUUUGCCAUUCCGUCGACUGAAGACGAAACAUGACCUCCAUAGACGAGAGCAAUAAAGAAAAGUUGCGCUCCGUAUCUGUGGACUUAAACAGUGAUGCCUCUCUACUCAUUGACAUUCCUGACGCACUCUGUGAAAGGGACAAAGUCAAGUUUACGGUCCAUACAAAGACCACACUUAGCUCUUUCCAGAAGCCAGACUUCUCCGUUCCCAGGCAGCAUGAGGAUUUCAUCUGGUUACACGACGCUCUGGUUGAGACUGAGGACUAUGCCGGCUUAAUUAUUCCACCAGCACCCCCAAAGCCCGACUUUGAGAGCCCAAGAGAGAAAAUGCACAAACUGGGUGAAGGUGAAUCCACCAUGACCAAGGAGGAGUACACUAAGAUGAAGCAAGAACUGGAAGCAGAGUACCUGGCUGUGUUUAAGAAAACUGUCCAAGUGCACGAGGUCUUCCUGCAGAGAUUGUCCUCUCAUCCGAUUUUAAGCAAAGACAGAAACUUCCAGAUUUUCUUAGAGUACGACCAGGAUCUCAGCGUGAGGAGGAAGAAUGCAAAAGAGUUUUUUGGAGGGUUCUUUAAGAACAUGGUCAAGUCUGCUGACGAGGUCCUUAUCUCAGGAAUAAAGGAAGUCGAUGAGUUUUUCGAGCAGGAGAAGACGUUCCUCCUCGACUACUACAGCAAAAUAAAAGAUUCCACGGCCAAGGCGGAGAAAAUGACCCGUUCGCACAAAAAUAUUGCAGAUGAUUACAUCCACAUCUCUGCCACUCUGAACACUCUCAGUGCUGAUGACAGCACAGCAAAUAAGAAGAACCUGGAGAAAUUGUCAGACCUGUUUGAGAAGCUCAGAAAAGUGGAGGGAAGAGUUGCAUCUGACCAGGAACUGAAACUGACAGAACUGCUAAGAUACUACAUGAGAGACAUCCAGGCUGCUAAGGACCUGCUGUACAGGCGAGCCCGGGCGUUAGCCGACUACGAGAACUCAAACAAAGCUUUGGACAAGGCUCGACUGAAGAGCAAGGACAUUCCCCAGGCGGAGGAACAUCAGCAGCACUGCCUGCAGAAAUUUGACAAGCUCUCCGAAUCUGGGAAGAAAGAGCUCACCAGUUUCAAGGGCAGACGUGUUGUGGCCUUCAGGAAGAACCUCAUAGAGAUGUCUGAGCUUGAGAUAAAACACGCCAAGAACAACGUGGCUCUAUUGCAGGGAUGCAUUGAGCUGCUUAAGAGCAACUGAUGCGUUGUCAAGUGCCCCUGUCCCACCAUCACCAAGUGACCAGUCAUAGCAAAUGGAAACCUGGCGUCGCUGGGGGCCUUGCAAGGACAUGACUCCAAGCCCUAUCUCUGCUUCCACCUGGGUCUGAUGCCACUUUAAAAACCCUGCUGCCAGAGAAAUUGUAAGCACAGUGUCUUCAUGUUUACAGAGUCCCUGUCCUCUGGUCUGCGGUCCAUCCUUUUUCCAUUGUCUAUGGAUUUUCAGCUCAAUGUGAAUGGCUCCCGAGAAUGCCAACUUUAUUGUCUUCCGUAUUUUUACUACGCCAAUAGAUGCAAUUUUUCUUGAUUCCUCUUUCUUUAUAUUACACAGAUAAUGUAGUAUACUUCUUUUUUUUUUUUUGGAUCCUACGUAUGCCUCUAUUCUUUAACCACCUUCCUCAUAUGCAUUUUUAAAUAACUCUUUCAAAGGCUGAAAUGCUAGUGUGUGUGCGCACAAUGUGCUAGUUUGGUCGGGCUUUUUUUGUUUUGCUAAUGGAUCCGUUUUACAGAAGCAAAAUGAGUGCCUGGAAAAAACAUCCUCAUGCUCUGCAUUCCUGGGUUCUGAGAUUAGUGUACAGAUGAACCAACCCUGUAUUAAGGAGACUCAUGACCGACUUAGAAGACGAGACAGAUCAUCUUCAAGUGUUCAAAAAUAGCCGCGCUUCACCUCAGGAAUUGGACGCUUGGAUUGGGUCUCUGCAUUCUUGCUUGCAAGAAGUUUGCAAGAAAUCCCACAGUUAUCAAAGAUGCACAUUAGUUUUGUAAACACGGAUGUAUCCCCGAUGAUUUGCGAUUUGCGAGAGGAGUGGGUGAAACGGUAGACUGCUGGAACAUGUAGUAAUUUUACAAAAUGUAAUCUAAUGUAACAUUAGUAAUGAGUGUUAUUUUGGUUUUGUUUGAAGACACUGACAGCUACGUGUGUUAUUUCCACAGCAGCUCAUUCACCCUCUCCUUUUCUGUAUCUUACCAUUCUUUUUAUCCCCCCCUCCCUUUUGUUAUCAAUGGAGUCUUAUGAUGUAUUACCCUAGACCCUCUAGGCAGUUUGUUUAACUCAAACAAACUCUUGAAAAGAUGCACUAAGAAGAUAAGAAAUACUUUACAAUCAUGACCUGGCUCAGCGCAGUGUUAUAGUUUUAUAAGAAAGAAGUGAAUGUAUUUCUAAUGGAUUCCCACUGCGAGAUUUCCCUUACAAAAGUUGCUUUUCUGAUGGAUCAACAGCGUUUUAUAAAUUUGUAAUAAUGGCGUUAAAUAAAUCCUACUUUCCCAA
Mugil cephalus (flathead mullet) is the source of this 2855-nucleotide messenger RNA. RefSeq names its product sorting nexin 5 (gene snx5). The coding region runs from base 375 to 1571 and encodes 398 amino acids. The record is from RefSeq and is a predicted model, not a curated record. Gene Ontology annotation, molecular function: phosphatidylinositol binding; dynactin binding. The transcript has 13 exons. Lineage: Eukaryota; Metazoa; Chordata; Actinopteri; Mugiliformes; Mugilidae. Gene Ontology annotation, biological process: pinocytosis. Gene Ontology annotation, cellular component: endosome.